This is a messenger RNA of Paecilomyces variotii, 4092 nucleotides long. Its product is annotated as phosphoribosylformylglycinamidine synthase. Gene Ontology annotation, biological process: 'de novo' IMP biosynthetic process. The transcript has a single exon. The record is from RefSeq and is a predicted model, not a curated record. NCBI's taxonomy places the organism in Eukaryota, Fungi, Ascomycota, Eurotiomycetes, Eurotiales, Thermoascaceae. Gene Ontology annotation, molecular function: phosphoribosylformylglycinamidine synthase activity. Bases 1 to 4092 code for a protein of 1363 amino acids.
AUGACUUCCUCCGACCAGGCCAGUUAUCUGGCUAUCCCGGGCUCCGUUGCCUUUUCCCGAUCUCGUGGCCGUGCUAUCGCAGCUAGCAUUGGAGCCCUCGACGUCCGCGCGCAAUGGAUUCACUAUGUCCACACCGCACAGCCGCUGCAGGAGAGAGAACGCGAUGUGCUGGAGCAGCUCCUCCGUUAUGGAGAUAUCGCCGACGUCCCUCCUACCUUCGAUGAAGCGAAAGAUGGCGCCUUCACCGUAUACUACGUUUCGCCUCGCGUUGGAACGAUAUCGCCAUGGAGCUCUCAGGCUACUGGUAUUGCUCACGUCUGCGGUCUGAAGCAGUCCAUCAAGCGAAUUGAGCGGGGGAUGAAGAUCUCCUGCCUCUUUUCCGAGUCUGAGCAGCCAAAGCCCAAUUACCUCGAUGUGCUUCACGAUCGGAUGACUCAGAUCAUCGGCACCGAGGAGCCAGACCUCCACAAGAUGUUCUCUGAACUACCUCCUCAGCAGCUGGAGACAAUUCCGCUCCACGCUGGUGAUAAGCCUCCAAAGGAGAUACUGCAAGAGGCAAACAAGCGCCUGGGUCUUGCACUUGAUGAGUCUGAAAUUGACUAUCUCGUCGAGGCCUACGGUCCCAAUGGCCCGCUGGCUCGAGACCCUACCGACGUUGAGCUGUUCAUGUUUGCUCAGGUCAACUCCGAGCACUGUAGACACAAGCAGUUCAACGCGUCUUGGGUCAUUGAUGGAAAGCAGAUGCCUAACAGUUUGUUUUCGAUGAUCAGAAACACCCACAGGAAGCACCCCCAAGCUACGGUCAGUGCGUACAGUGACAAUGCGGCCGUGCUUCAGGGUGAGCCCGCCGUUUUCUGGGCCCCCAACCAGACCACCGGUGAAUGGACUUCCUCGAAGGAAAUCGUUCAUUUCCUGGCCAAGGUCGAGACGCAUAACCACCCUACGGCCGUGUCGCCAUACCCCGGUGCCGCGACCGGUUCCGGUGGUGAGAUUCGUGACGAAGGAGCCGUCGGGCGCGGAUCCAAGCCCAAGGCCGGUUUGGCUGGAUACUGUGUCUCUGAUCUCCUGAUCCCCGAUCUGAGACAACCCUGGGAGCUUGAUGUUGGCAAACCGAACCACAUUGCCAGCAGUCUGGAUAUCAUGCUCGAGGCCCCUAUUGGAAGUGCUGCUUUCAACAACGAAUUCGGAAGGCCUUGUACAGUCGGUUACUUCCGUACCCUCCUUACCCAGAUCGAUAUUGGAAACGGCCAGACUGAGCUCAGAGGCUACCAUAAGCCCAUCAUGCUUGCUGGUGGCGUUGGAACCGUCCGCCCACAGCAUGCCCUCAAGGACCCUGGUGCCGUCAAGACUGGUGCAUACCUUGUCGUCUUGGGUGGACCGGCCAUGUUGAUCGGUCUGGGUGGAGGUGCAGCCUCCAGUAUUGCUUCUGGAGAAGGAUCUGCAGAUCUGGACUUCGCCAGUGUGCAGAGAGGAAACGCUGAGGUCCAGCGCAGAGCACAGGAAGUUAUCAAUGCCUGUACCGCCAUGGGGGAGAACAACCCCAUCAAGUUUAUCCACGACGUUGGUGCCGGUGGACUGUCCAACGCGCUCCCUGAGCUUAUUGAAGAUGCCGGCCUGGGCGCUACAUUCGAACUGCGCGAGAUCGACAACGCUGACAAGAGCAUGAGCCCUAUGCAAAUCUGGUGCUGCGAAGCCCAGGAAAGAUACGUCAUGGCCGUCGGAGAAGAGGGAAUGAACAAGUUCACUGCCAUUGCCCAGCGCGAGCGUUGUGGCUUCUCUGUCGUCGGUCGUGCAGGCGGUGCCACUGAGGAGGAAAAGCGACUCAUCCUCCUUGACAGAGAGUCCAAGGAAUAUCCUAAGCCCAUUGAUCUUCCUCUUUCUGUCCUCUUCGGCAAGCCCCCGAAACUGACCAGGACUGUCGACUCUCGGAAAUUGAAGCUCCCUGCUGUCGAUGCUAGCCUGACGACAUACCUGCCUCAGAUCACCGCUCCUGUGGAACUGGUUGCUGAGGCAGCUAAGAGAGUACUGUCUCUCCCUGCUGUUGGUUCCAAGUCUUUCUUGAUCACUAUCGGUGACAGAACCGUUGGCGGUCUAACUGCCCGCGAUCAGAUGGUGGGACCUUGGCAAACGCCUGUUUCUAAUGUGUCUGUCACCGCUACGGCCUUGAUGCAGGGUGUGAAGACUGGAGAAGCCAUGGCCAUGGGUGAGAAGCCGACUCUUGCUCUCAUCUCGCCGGCUGCUUCUGCCCGUAUGGCUGUUGCCGAGGCCCUCAUGAACAUCGCUUCUGCAGACCUCAUUGACCGUCUUAGCCGGGUCAAGCUCUCCGCAAACUGGAUGUCUGCCAGCAGCCAUCCUGGCGAAGGUGCUGCCAUCUACGAGGCAGUGGAAGCUAUCGGAUUGGAUCUGUGUCCGAAGUUGGGCAUCAGUAUCCCUGUUGGAAAGGAUUCCAUGUCUAUGAAGAUGAAGUGGACUGACGAGAAGACCAAGGAGUCGAAGGAGGUGACUGCUCCUAUGUCCCUUGUCAUUUCCUCGUUUGCUCCCGUCGGCGAUAUCCGAAAGACCUGGACACCUACUCUCCGACGUGUCGAAGACGUGGGUGAAUCGGUCCUCAUGUUCGUUGACCUCUCAUUUGGCCGCAAGACUCUGGGUGGUUCCGCACUGGCCCAGGUGUUCAACCAGGUCGGUGACCAGUGCCCGGAUGUUCACGAUGUCGAAAUCCUCAAGGACUUCUUCGAUGCUACGCAGCAGCUGCAGGAACUUGGCAUCGUCCUCGCCUAUCACGACCGAUCCGACGGUGGUCUCUUCACUACGCUGGCUGAGAUGAUGUUCGCGGGACGGUGCGGUGUUGAGAUUAUGUUGGACAGUAUCUGCCCAAGCUCUGACACCCGUCACGUCGUUGAAACCCUCUUCAACGAGGAACUUGGUGCAGUCUUCCAGGUCCGCAAGGGCCAUGAGACGCAGUUCCGCUCGUGCUUCGCUACAUGCGGUCCGCCCCCAGGUCUGAUUACGAAGAUUGGUCGUGUCUCUGAGAAGUCCAAACAGAACCUUGCUAUCUACCAGGGACAGACGCUGGUGUACCGCAAUUCCCGUGCCAACCUCCAGCAGACCUGGGCUCACACUUCCUACCACAUGCAAAAGAUUCGUGACAACGCAGCCUGCGCUGACCAGGAAUACGCCAACAUCCUCGAGGACAGGAACGCCGGACUCUCGUGGAACCUCACUUUCGACCCUAAGGACAAGGGCCUGCCCUUCCUCACCAGCCUUAGCAGCAUGUCUCCGUUCAGCAACAAGCCGCGCGUUGCCAUUCUCCGUGAACAGGGUGUCAACAGCCAGGCUGAGAUGGCAUUUGGCUUCAACCUCGCAGGUUUCUCUGCCGUUGACGUGCACAUGACUGACAUCAUCUCUGGCCGCGUUUCCCUUGCCAGCUUCGUGGGUCUCGCUGCCUGCGGUGGAUUCUCCUAUGGGGACGUCCUGGGAGCUGGUCAGGGUUGGGCCAAGUCAGUGCUUCUGCACGAGAACACCCGCAAGGAAUUCCAGACCUUCUUUGAACGUCCCGACACAUUCACUCUCGGUGUCUGCAACGGAUGUCAGUUCCUGUCCCGUCUCAAGGAGCUGAUCCCCGGUGCCAAGGACUGGCCCAGCUUCGAGCGCAACGCCAGCGAACAGUAUGAAGGACGUGUCUGCAUGGUUGGCAUUUCCGACCCAGACCCAUCUUCUCCCUCCGUCUUCCUGAACGGCAUGAAUGGCUCCUCCCUCCCCAUUGCCGUUGCUCACGGCGAAGGUCGCGCCUCUUUCGCCCCUGGCUCUCCUGUCACCGCCCAGGAUCUUGUCAAACAGAACCUCGCGCCCAUACGCUACGUCGAUAACACCACCCUCAAGCCGACCAUGACCUACCCAUACAACCCCAACGGCAGCCCCGAGGGUAUUGCUGGUGUUCGCAGCCCGGACGGUCGUGUUCUUGCCAUCAUGCCUCACCCCGAGCGAACAGUCCUCAACGGCAUUGCCAGCUGGCUUCCUCCUUCUUCCGAGAGCUGGGGCGAUGUCGGUCCCUGGGGCCGUGUGUUCUACAGCGCGAGAAGAUGGGUUGGUUAG